Saccharomyces mikatae IFO 1815 is the source of this 894-nucleotide messenger RNA. RefSeq names its product glucose-6-phosphate 1-epimerase. The transcript has a single exon. Gene Ontology annotation, molecular function: isomerase activity; carbohydrate binding. Bases 1 to 894 code for a protein of 297 amino acids. The record is from RefSeq and is a predicted model, not a curated record. Gene Ontology annotation, biological process: carbohydrate metabolic process. NCBI's taxonomy places the organism in Eukaryota, Fungi, Ascomycota, Saccharomycetes, Saccharomycetales, Saccharomycetaceae.
AUGUCUAUCAAAGAAACUGAUAGAGAGAUUAUUUUAACUCAUCCAACAGAUGAAACUACCAGUGUUCGUAUUUUAAAGUACGGUGCUACAGUUUACUCUUGGAAAUUAAAAUCAGAAGAACAAUUGUGGCUCUCUACUGCAGCCAAACUGGAUGGCAGCAAGCCUGUAAGAGGUGGUAUACCUCUGGUAUUUCCUGUAUUUGGGAAGAAUACCACGGAUGAAUAUUUGAGUAAGUUACCCCAACAUGGUCUCGCAAGAAAUUCUACUUGGGAGUUCUUGGGCCAAACUAAGGAAAACCCGCUGGCAAUACAAUUUGGUUUGAAACCUGAAAUUGCCAACCCAGAGUUGACCAAGUUGUGGCCAAUGAGUUUUCUUUUAAUUUUGACUGUCGAGUUGGGCGCUGAUUAUUUGAAAACGGCAAUAGAAGUAGAAAACACAUCAAGUUCCAAGGUAUUGAAAUUCAACUGGUUGUUUCAUACAUAUUUGCGUAUUGAAGAUAUCGAAGGCACAAUGGUGUCUAAUUUAGCUGGUAUGAAACUUUAUGAUCAAUUGUUAAAAGAAUCUUACGUCGAUAAGCACCCAGUAGUGACUUUCAAUCAAGAAACUGAUGUCAUUUAUCAGAAUGUUAGUCCUGAACGUGCAAUCCAAAUUGUUGACAAGGGUGUUCAAAUUCAUACUUUAAAAAGAUUUAAUUUACCCGAUACUGUUGUUUGGAAUCCUUGGGUUGAUAAGUCUCAAGGUAUGGCUGAUUUCGAACCGAAAACUGGAUACCAACAAAUGAUAUGUAUUGAACCUGGACAUGUUCAUGACUUUAUUACCUUGGCUCCCGGUAAGAAAUGGGAUGCUUAUCAAUUGCUCUGUAAGGAAGAUUUGAAAUACCAAGCUAUUCAAUAG